AUGGCAAACCCACAAAGAGAAGUAGGAGCUGAAAGGCAAAUAACUAUGAAAGAUUAUGCACUGCGUACAAUUGGUAACACUACUUCAUGCAUAGUUCUAGGUGAUACAUCUAGAAAUUAUGAACUUAAGAGCAUUCAUUUUAAUAUGCUUCCUUCAUUUUAUGGUAUGCCUAGUGAGGAUGCAUUAACAUUCAUUAGAGAAUUUUAUGUCAUAGUUCAUACUUUCCCAUUAUCUGGACUUAAUGAGGAUCAACUAAGAAUGAGGAUGGAGAGGAAUGAGAAAAAGACAGAUUCCAUUGAGGCUUCACUAAAACGUUUAGAAGCUCAAAUGGAACAAAUUGUUGAAGAGCUCAAUAAAGAGGAACUAUCAAGUCAACCUGAACAAGCCAAUUCCAUUACUACUAUUAGAAGAGGUACACUUAAAAAUGAUGGAUUAGUGCAAAGUAAUGAGGAAAGCAUACAAAAGGAAGAAAAAGUAGAGCCUGAUCUUAGGCUGGAGAAGAAAGAAAAGGAAGCAUUUUCUGGACCUGAAUUUCAUAAGAUGCUCUCUAAAGUUAAUACUAAUUUACCUUUGUUGGAUGUUAUCAGGAAUAAACCAGCUUAUGCAAAAUUCUUUGAAGAGUUGAACACCAACAAAAGGCGAUAUGCGAAUAACGAAAAAGUACAAGUAGCAAAUGUAAUGCUUCAACAUCAAUUGCCCCUUAAGAUGAAGGAUCCUGGUAGCUUCACCAUUAAUAUUACAAUAGGUGACAAAAAGGAUACAAAAGUCGUGUUAGAUUUGGGAGCAAGUAUCAACUUGAUGCCGUAUUCGAUGUAUGAACUACUUGGCUUAGGAGAGUUGAAGCCUACCACUAUGUCUCUACAAUUUGUAGACAGAUCGAUAAAAUAUCCUAGAGGUAUAGUGGAAGACUUGCUAGUGCAAGUAGGUAAGUUAAUAAUUCCAGUUGAUUUUGUAGUACUUAACAUGGAAAAUACACCAACAAUGGAUAAAGAGCAAACCAUACUCUUUGGUAGACCUUUCAUGGCAACUACUAGAACUGUGAUUGAUAUGCAUGAUGAAAAACUUACCAUGAUAGUUUUAGGAGAAACUGUGGAAUUUAAAGUGUUUGAUUUUCUAACUUUAUCUCCUAAAUCUGCUAUUGAUAAGUGUUCAUAUAAUUAUUUAGAUUCUCUUGUUUAUGACAAUUAUAUGAUGAUAUUCCAUUCUUAA
Ricinus communis (castor bean) is the source of this 1209-nucleotide messenger RNA. RefSeq lists its product as uncharacterized. The transcript has 4 exons. NCBI's taxonomy places the organism in Eukaryota, Viridiplantae, Streptophyta, Magnoliopsida, Malpighiales, Euphorbiaceae. Bases 1 to 1209 code for a protein of 402 amino acids. The record is from RefSeq and is a predicted model, not a curated record.